Messenger RNA from Eublepharis macularius, 915 nucleotides. RefSeq names its product V-type proton ATPase subunit B-like. Lineage: Eukaryota; Metazoa; Chordata; Lepidosauria; Squamata; Eublepharidae. The record is from RefSeq and is a predicted model, not a curated record. Gene Ontology annotation, molecular function: ATP binding.
CACCAGGCAGGCUUGAUGAAGAAAUCCAAAGAUGUGAUGGACUACAGUGAACAGAAUUUUGCCAUUGUGUUUGCUGCUAUGGGAGUGAAAUUGGAGACUGCUUGGUUCUUCAAAUUGGACUUUGAAAAGAAUGGCUCCAUGGACAACAUGUGCCUGUUUUUGAACUUGGCAAACGAUCCAACCAUCAAACACAUUGUCACACCUCACCUUGCUUUGACCACAGCAGAGUUCUUGGCUUAUCAGCGUGAGAAGCAUGUCUUAGUUAUUCUGACAAAUAUGAGUUCUUAUGUUGAAGCUCUGAGAGAGGUCUCAGCAGCCAGGGAAGAAGUGCCAGGCCAGCGGGGCUUUCCUGGUUACACGUACACAGAUCUAGCCACUAUCUAUGAACUGGCUGGGAGAGUGGAAGGCAGGAAUGGGUCCAUUACUCAGAUUCCUAUUCUUACAAUGCCCAAUGAUGAUAUUAUUUACCCAAUUCCUGACUUGACGGGAUACAUUAUUGAAGGACAGAUCUACGUGGACAGGCAGCUGCACAACAGACAGAUUUACCCACCUAUCAAUGUACUUCCCUCUUUGUCUCGAUUGAUGAAGUCAGCUAUUGGAGAGGGGAUGACAAGGAAGGAUCAUGCUGAGGUUUCAAACCAGUUGUAUGCUUGCUAUGCUAUUGGGAAGCAUGUCCAAGCCAUGAAAGCUGUUGUAGGGGAGGAAGCCCUUACUUCAGAUGAUCUUCUCUAUCUUGAAUUCCUGCAGAAAUUUGAGAACUUCAUUGCUCAGGGGCCCUAUGAAAACCACACUGUUUAUGAGACACUGGACAUUGGCUGGCAGCUGUUGUGUAUCUUCCCCAAGGAGAUGCUGAAGAGAAUUCCUCAGAGCACUUGGGCAAAAUUCUAUCCUCGAGAUUCCACUGCAAAGCACUAG